GGAUGUAGUUCACACUUUUGAAAAAGCAUUUUCUAAAAAUUUUCAGUUUUCAUUUUUUUGUUUCAUUCUACGCCAAAAUUAUCGUAGAAUUCGGUAGAAAUAGUUAUUUUGACAACCACAUUGAGGUUUAGACACAAUUAACUUGUUUUUCGACAGUAGUCGGAAGUUUAUUCCUUAGCAACGACUUUUUAGCGUUGCUAAGGAGCUCAUUUUUGUGUCUUUUUGUAAGAAAUUACCCCCAAGCCUGCAGGCUUUCCCUGUGGAAUGAUAAACAUCUUAUGAACACCCUGUGGUAGCCUCUUUUGCGAUCAGAGGCUGAGAAACACGCCAAAUCCGCACACUUUACAGUCACUUAGAUGUUGGAUUGCGAAACGGAAUACAAAUUUAUUCUGAUAAUGCCUUUAUUGAAUCGAUUUUAUAAGUAAAACAUGCCACCGAAUAAAAGAAGGGCUCUAGCAAGUAGAGUUAAGAGGAAAAGGAGGUUUUUUGGCAUUCGCAAGCAGGAUAUUGCUAGUAGACUUGAAUCUGACACUAGGCCUAGUGACGAUGUGGAGCCCAGUUCGUCUUUCACACCAAUGAGCUCAGUUCAAUCUAGGACAGCACAAAAAUUGUUGAAUUCAUCGUUUGAAGAACUAAAUGAUAGUAUGAGGGUGCUUACAAGAAGAUCAUCGAAGAAAAUGGGCCUUUCUAAGCAAAAGCAAAUUGAACAAGCUGAUGGUUUCACUAUUAUUGAUCUGUCUCUGCUCCAAGAAGCUUUGCAAUCCUCUACCAAUUGUAGAGCUUGUAAAAGAUCAGAUUCUCAGUUGAAGAUCUUGAAGGAUAGCAGAAAGAAGCAUGGGCUUGCUGAGACAUUGAUCAUUAAGUGUUCUUGUUGCUCAGCAGAGACAAUCUUCCACACCAGCAAAAAGUUAGACAAAGGUAAAUUCGAAGUAAACACAAGAUCAGUCAUGGCAUGCAAUUCUUUGAAAGGUGGACGCAAAAUUCUUUCAAAUUUUUGUGGAAUGAUGAAUUUACCUUCACCACUAACUAGUGCUUCCUAUGCAAGGCAGUUGAAGUCUUCUGCCAAAAUUUCAAGAGAAGUUGCUGAAAAACAGAUGAAGGAUGCAGCAAAUCGUCUUAAGAAAAGUGUUUUGGAACAGAAUCCCAAUGCCUAUCUAGAUGAUAUGGAUAAUACUAUUUCUGUUGCUGUCAGUGUUGAUGGAACAUGGCAAAAACGAGGAUACUCUUCUAAGUAUGGAGUCGUUGUUGUGGUUCUAAUGGAAACUGGCGAGGUUGUCGAUUUUGAAGUAUUGUCAAUGCAUUGCCAUGAAUGCAGAAAACAUCAACAUGAAAAUAAAGAUAGUGAAGCUUUUAAAAGGUGGAAAGCAAAUCACGAUGCCUCUUGUCAAAUAAAUUAUGAAGGGUCAUCUGGUGGUAUGGAAGGAAUUGGUGCAGCCAGAAUUUUCCUAAGAUCAAUUGAAGGAAGGGGAUUAAAAUAUACAACUUUUAUUGGAGAUGGUGACAGUGACACCUUCAAGGUUGUGAGUAAGGAAUUGGAAAGAGCUUAUGGAAGCAGGUAUCAGGUUGUAAAGGAGGAAUGCAUAGGACAUAUACAGAAGCGUAUGGGAAAUGCCCUAAGAACACUUCUGAAAGAAAUGAAAGGUAAAAAGAUGUUAGAUGGGAAAACAAUAGGUGGUAAAGGGAGAUUGACAAAAGAAAGAAUUGACAGUUUCCAAAGGUAUUUUGGUAAUUCCAUAAGAGCCAACAGAGGUAACCUGGUUCAGAUGCAGAAUGAUGUUUGGGCAAUUUUUCACCAUUCAGUCAUGCCAGCAACAGCAUCUACCCUUAAUGAUCAGCACAAAUUUUGCCCUAAAGGCAAAGACUCUUGGUGCAAAUUUAAUGCAGAGCUAAUUACUGGCAAGAAGAGUUAUGAUGGAAGCAAAAGAUUACCAAGCUCCUUUUUUGACAUUUUAGAGCCUAUCUUCAAAAGAUUGACAUCAAAGGAUUUGCUUGAGAGAUGCCUGAAAGGUGUAACGCAAAAUGCAAAUGAGAGUCUAAACCAUAUGAACUGGGAAAGGUGUCCCAAAGCAACCUUCUGUAGCAAAGUUAGAAUAGAGUCUGCAGUAUCAGAAGCAGUUUGCUGUUUUAACACUGGUGCUGGAUCAAGGGCACUAAUGUUAAAAGAAGCUGGAAUUGAGGAUAUUGGAGAGGAAUCUUUGAAGUCUCUUCAGAAGGAAGACCACAUUCGCCAAAUUUCUGCAGCACAGAAAGUCACUUCAAAGUAUAAAAGUUGGCGAAUAAGUAGAAAAAGGACCAAAACUAACAUGAAAAGAUCUGAAAAAGAACAUUAUGAACCUGGGGCCUUUGACAGUAGAGGUGAAAAGCCAAUCUCAACUAAAAGAAGAAAGAGAAAUCAGUACUCUGAUUGCAACAAACAAAAUAAAGUUGACCAAUCUGUUUCUGAUGACGUAAUAACAGACAUCCCAAUAACAUUUGCAGUUCCUUUGGAGAAUAUAGUGAACAUUUGAAAACUUAUUAGCAAAAUAAGUAUAUUAAAAUAAUGCUUAGUCUUUUUUAAGCAAAACUGGGGGUAAAUAUGAAGUUAUGGCCCCAGAUAGAUCCAAGAAUAUUGAAAAAAGAUAGCCAAAACUUUAAAGUCAAUUUUCUCAAAAACACUGUUUUUAGGAAUCAUGAAAUUGGGCAGGAGAUAACUUUUACAUAUGAUAAGCAAUCUUCUUGAAAUUUUCACAGUCUGUAGCAAAUAAUAUGAAAAGUGGAAUGAAUAAAGGAAUUUUUCAAAUUUCAAAUAUGGUAGCCGUUACCAUGGAAACAUGGUUUUUUGCCAUUAUUUCCUUUUUAAGUGAAAAUUUUCAGGAAUUGUCUAUUCAUUGCACACAUGCACUCAAGUGGAAUACACAGUAAAAAUUUGAGCUGAAUAGGAGAUUCCAUUAAAAAGUUAUCGACUGCCCAAGAAAAAAAGAGCGCGUCGUUAAAAUUUGCAUUAAUUAGCAUAAUUAAUAUUUUUCUUAAAAAAAUCUUAAUUUUCAAUUGCAUCAUAUCUUCAACUUUCACUCUUGAAAAGUUGAAUGUGUUACAUGAAGGAACCUUUCAUUUAUGUCCAUAUGUGUCUGCCUCAGUGCAAGUUUUUAAAAGUGUGAAUUACUACCUUAAGGGCUAUCAUUGAGGAUAUGGGAAUACGAGCGACAAAGGAGUGAAGGUACGGGGUAUCCUUUGUCGCAUUGUCUGUAAAUUUUGACGAAUCCAAGGGGCUGCAUCACCCCCAGCCCCCUCCCCUUAUACACCUGUGAAUGAAAAUGUAUCUUUUGAUAGGCCUUAAUUGUUGAAACAAAAUCCUAUAUCUUCAGGAAGGGUUGGAUUUGAAAGAAUGUAUGAAAUUCAAGAGUAACAAUCAAAUGGACCACAAA
Messenger RNA from Rhopilema esculentum, 3404 nucleotides. RefSeq lists its product as uncharacterized. The record is from RefSeq and is a predicted model, not a curated record. NCBI's taxonomy places the organism in Eukaryota, Metazoa, Cnidaria, Scyphozoa, Rhizostomeae, Rhizostomatidae.